This is a messenger RNA of Periconia digitata, 1671 nucleotides long. The record is from the annotation of a GenBank genome assembly. NCBI's taxonomy places the organism in Eukaryota, Fungi, Ascomycota, Dothideomycetes, Pleosporales, Periconiaceae.
AUGGCUAUGUUUCGUGGACGACCCACUACAUUCCUUUCGUUUCUUCAAUCUUGCUUUCUUAUAUUUAUUAUUAUUGCUGUUAUCGUGCCGGAGGUCGCGGGGUCCGAUAUCACGACAUACGUGGAUGGGAACUGCCAAACUAGCUUCAAUAACCUGGACGUUGUGAAUGGGUACCCCGACGGCGUCUGUACGAAACUCCCACUCUCACCGAAUGGUACCCCCCAGAGUUUCCAGGUCGUGAAAUUGGAUCCGGAAUGCGCCGUCACCAUCUACGGCGCAAACGAAAGCCCCCUAACAUGUUCCUCCUCGCUCAAAAUCGUCGCAGAACUAGGAGCAUGCUACAACGCAACAUGGCAGUACUACUCAGUCGACGGCUGCACGUCUCCAAAAUCAACAUCCAUAACACCUCCCAUCAUCUCGCAAACAUUCACGGUACCACCUUCAUCACCAACAACUACGUCAACGUCAUCUACCACUCCUUCCCCACCCGCUGCAGCGCCUACAAAUGAUGCGGCACCAAGUACCCCGUCCCGCGCAAUCAUCGGCGGGAUAACCGGCGGUGUAGCUAGCAUCGCCGUUGCCUCCGCACUGAUAUUCCUCCUCAUCCUCCGCCGGCGACGGAAUCGUCGGAACGGUACUCCGGAUCGGAAUAAACCUCUUCCCAAGGCGCCGACGUUCGAGCUCCCGAAUGAUGGAGCGUUGGUGGAGGCUGCGCAUUGCGAAGUACAGGUCCCGAGGAAAGUAGCGGUUUGGGGGGCUGGAGGCGAGCAGAUUGCUGCGGUGGAGAUUGGACGAAAUAGUGCGUUUGAGCUGAGGAUGGAGCGGGAGAGGAUGGGGAUGGGGAGAGAGUGGAAGGGGAUGGAUGAAAAGGGUGGGGAGGGGAGGGAGGUUAAGGGGUGGAAUAUGAUAUAGUUUCACGGUUUCCCUAUGGAAUGAGAUAUCUUUUUUCGAUGAUUCAAGUUUGUGUAUUUGAUGGUUUGAUGGGUGGACUGAUGGAGACAAUUGCCGUGUGGAGAUGACGGUCACAUGACUUUCUGAUCGAUCGUAAUGUGGAUCCCGAGGUCAGUACUGAACGCUAAUGAAGUCCGUUCCACUAGAAAACCCACUCUAUACAGAGUUAUUGAGUAUCCAGAGAGACAUAUGUAGUACAUAAGCUGCAAUCGAGGGCGGGGAAAAUUGCCAUUCUUCUGACGUAGAAGGAUUCAUGGUGGCGGGUAUUUAGCGGCCGAUAUUACCAAAAGCGGAACGCGAUGACCACCAACUUAACUUCACACCCUACUUAAAGUCAACUCCCCUUUGCCUACCGACUCAUCUCAAGAAAGAUUCUAACACUUUUUCAAACAUGCAAUCACAUCUCAAUGGGUCUUCGGGGAAUGGUGAAGCACCACCACUGGGUACUCGACUUUUCUCCACCUCCAACGACUCACCGCCAUCUCUCGACGCCUUCAAGAAACUCACAGCACGAUCAACCCCCAUCCACUACCCUCUCGCCUCCUCAAUCGAACAAAGUAUCCCUAUCUACACACUGCCCGACUUCUCCUCCCUAACAAUUGCGCAACAAACCGCUCUUCAAGAGGAAUGGUAUCACAUCCUCCUCUCAGGCCCAGGCGUCUUCAUAACCAAGAACCUUUUCCCCGAUACCCCCCUCCUCCACCACAUCAACACCAUCUU